This is a messenger RNA of Anarrhichthys ocellatus (wolf-eel), 3259 nucleotides long. RefSeq lists its product as uncharacterized. The transcript is spliced from 6 exons. Gene Ontology annotation, cellular component: nucleus. The record is from RefSeq and is a predicted model, not a curated record. NCBI's taxonomy places the organism in Eukaryota, Metazoa, Chordata, Actinopteri, Perciformes, Anarhichadidae. Gene Ontology annotation, molecular function: RNA polymerase II cis-regulatory region sequence-specific DNA binding. Gene Ontology annotation, biological process: circadian regulation of gene expression; negative regulation of DNA-templated transcription. Bases 129 to 1415 code for a protein of 428 amino acids.
CUGAGGCUGGACGCCCCGAUGCUGCUCCAGCUACGUGUGUAUUGACGGAUCUGUCGUAUCAAAGUAGGAGAUAGAGCCGUUAACGAUUGUUUCUGGCAGCUGCUGUUUUAUCCCACAUUACUAAAGCAAUGCAGUCCCAGGGCAGCACUUCCUCCCAGCCCUCCUUCGAUUCCCUGAGCUCGAGUGACAGCCUCUUGUUCAGCGACUCGGAGCAGGCCGAGGACGACGCGGACGUCUUCCUGACGGACAGCUCUUCCUCCGGCGUCACCGGCGGGGCGGUCGGGGCCGAGGCCAGCGGAGGCAGAGGGUCGGAGAGCCCCGGGUCCCAGUGGACGUGCGAUGACUUCGCUGAUAAAGAGGAAGAGGAGUCAUACAGGCCGAAGAGCGGCAGCAAUACAGCGCACGUCAGUUUGGACAAGACGGAUCCUACAAGCCAGAUCCCCAAAUCACAGGGAGACCUGCUGUUUGCUCAAAAGUGUGCUGAGCUCCAGGGUUUUGUCAGGCCCAUGCUGGAGCUGCUGAAUGGACUGAAGAGGGGCCGAUUCGAUCGAGGUUUGAGUAGUUUCCAGCAGAGCGUCGCCAUGGAUCGAAUCCAGAGGAUUGUGGGUGUUUUACAGAGACCCAACAGCGGGGAGAAGUACCUGAACACUCUGCUCCAGGUGGAGGGGAUGCUGAAGCUUUGGUUUCCUCAGAUCCACCCUGAGGUUGUCUCUGCAGUCUCCAGCGUCGCCGCAUCCCCCGCUACAUCCCUCCAUGACGCGCUUCGCUCCACCCCGCCUCACAAACACAGGGAUCAGUUACACAUUCCCGUCAAGAAGCGCAGACUCAGCUGGACCGGUACGGACUCCCCCACGCCUUCCCCCGUGCUUCUCAAGUGCCCUCGUGUUGGUGCAGAAGAGAAGAGAGUGAAGACGGAUUGUGACGGCACUCCUUCUCCAUCGUUGGCGCCCGAUGCAAACCAAAAUUCAGCAGAUGUGGCCGGCGACGACCAGCUAAAUGAGGACACAAAGGGAAAAGACAGGGACGGCGAGGACCUCGGCAAGCAAUCAAAAUACAAAGCGGGUCAAAGCUCUGAGCCGAGCCUGACCUGGGUUCACGUCGCCCCCAUCCUGUCCCCACGAAAGGCCUGCCCUACACACGAGAGCACAAUGGUGGCCAGUAACAAUGAAAAGCAGCCCGUCUCUCGGGUCCUCCCGCUCAGAAGGAAGGGCAGUCCAGAGACACAAAACAGCUCCAUCUCUUCUACCACACAAUACAAGCACCCCAAAAAUCUGAAGAAGCCAAUCCAGUGCCAAAGCCAGCCUAUCACUGGAGAACAGAGCGAAAGCGAGACCGCCGAGACAUGUCAGGGUCAAAAUCAAGCUCCUCUUGUCCCGCCUGCGCCUUUGCCAGUGGUGUGCACCACCCCCCCGUAGACCUGAUGCAUUGAACAAGCAAAGAGCCGGCAGCCUUUGCUGGUUUGGGUUUAAAGCUGCUGUAUGAGAAAGAAGAGGCUGAAGGCCCGUGAUUUUAAAUGCAUUAAAGGGAGGAAGGGGAGGAAAGAAUUGUAGGUGAUAAAGGUUGAAGACAAAGGACAGAUCAUACAAAACCCCUCAUCAGAGCCACAUUUGCAACCAAUAUUCAGGGCAUACCGUGUUUUAAAUGAACUGAAACCAAUAGAGUUGAUGAUCACAAUUGCGUAAUAAUCUAAACCUGCACGAAAGCAGUUGUGGUUGAGGGGAUAGGAAUGGACACUUAAAGCUGAGAGGCUUUUUUUUUUUUUUUUUUUUUUUUAAUGAAAUGAUCAUAGGAGAGAUUUUGAAGAACUACGAGGAGCAAAUAAUAGUUUCUCCUCAGCAUGAAAGCAAUCACUGUAUUCAGAGACGACUUGUUUCUGCAGACGUCACACUUGAGGGACGCACUCAAUCCAAAAUUAGAAAAGCUGAUGUCAACAUUCAGAACGAAAGCUUCCGAGGUUUAUUUUGAUGAGGUAACUUCAACACGGGGCGAGCUGAAUGUUUUUGAUGUCACCUUCACUUGUAGAUAGACUCGAGGAAGCGUAACACUGAAGUCAUCGAGAGUCUUGUAGCUAGAAAUGUGAGAAACGCGGUGUACAGAAUGCAGCGUUACACUGUACGUGUGGUGUGUUAGUCAUCUGACUUGGAAAACAAUGAUCAACUCACGAAUGUAAUCCAACAACUGUUUGGGCGAUCGAGAGGCGUGUCAUCACAGCAACCGGAGGGAAAUUCUUUUUUUUUUUUUUUUUCUUGUCAUGCUGAGGAUCAGGUGUUUCUAAACUGACCAGAACUCGGUGUCAUAACAAUCCAAGAAAGACUUUGAAAAGACCAACCAGAAGAGAAAAACACACGGAUCACUCAAAGACGUACGACUCUCGAGUCCCACAGUUAAUUUAUUCAUGUGUUGAUCGGACACUGCAUUUAUUUAUUGUUUGUAUUUAUUUAUUGGGCAGCUGGUUAUUGCCUGCUGUGCGCUUGCAUAGUUUGGCCUACACUUGUUUUGAGGGGAUUUGGAAGUUGCUGUUGACAGUUUGUGGUUUUUAUUGCUAUCAUAAGCAGGGUAAAAACGAAGGAAGUGAAAUGUUAUGAUUGGACUAUUUGACUACUGUGCCUUUUUUUACCAAAUAGGAUGUGUUCAGAAAAAACAUUUGGUGCUUUCAGUGCAUUCAUACUGCUUUUUGAUUGUUUGCUUGAGUUUCACAAAACCAGUACACAUUCAAUCAUGAAAGCCUACAUGUAGUCAUUUUCAUUUUGCUUCUGAAACCACACAGCAUCCAAACCAACAAUCUAUCUACUGCUUAAAAACCCUGGCGUCCAGCUCUACUAUUCACACAUCUACAGAGACAGGAACUGGCUACAUGUCCAACCUUAACACACACACACACACACACAGCAGUGGCUACUAUUUGUCAGGUAGUACUAAAGUGUAGCCUCCUUUUUGGAGCUUUUUUUUCUUCCUGAUCAAUAGAGGAACAGACUGGACCGCAUGUGAAGCUGGUGCCCUUGAAAAAUAUAAUUGUAAUGGAGGAAAUCUUGUAUUUGCACCACCCUCUACUGCUGCUAUUGUUAUUUUGAAUCCAGUUCUAAUUUACGUGUUUGAGAGGAGAAAUCUGCUCACAAUAUUCUUCUAAAUGUAGGAGGGGUUUUAGCGAUGUCACUAUUGCAAGUAUUGUAAAUAUUUAGACUAAAAUAUUUUUUAAAUUGGUAUGAGUGGUUCAUACACUAUUUACAUAAAUAGAGAGGGGGGGGGGGGGGGGUAUCUA